Messenger RNA from Durusdinium trenchii, 624 nucleotides. Lineage: Eukaryota; Dinophyceae; Suessiales; Symbiodiniaceae. The record is from the annotation of a GenBank genome assembly.
AUGGCCUCAUUGCCACUCUGCAGCCGGCCCAAGCGGUGCGGAUCGUCUCUGAACGAACGAAGCCACGUCCAGAUGGUUCGUGCGUUGGCCUUGGCCCUUGUGCUGUGGGGCCUUGGCUCAGCAAGGCUCACCAAGCCCAAGGGGGUGGAGUUGGAUGACCAGGAACUGACUGCCCUGGCCCAGCUCAGUGAGAAGGCAGAAAGAGUGAAGGAUGAGGAAACAUCCCAGGAGGAUGCCUCAGAUGAGGACAACAUCGAUAAGCUGAAAGAAGAACCUCUCAACCGCAGCAAGUCCGAAGAGGAGAAGGAGCUGAAGGAGCAGGAGAACGAACAGGGCAAGGUGAAGAUCGUACGAGACGAAGCAACGCCCAAGCAGAUCACUCGCGUGGACGUGAAGGUGCACCACGCGAACCAGCCGCUGCCCGAGGAUGAGAAGGUGGAUGUCACCGUGAUUGUCAAUGACACGAAGGCCGCCCAGACGACUGUGCCUCCAAAACCAGCUGUAUCCAUUGACAUCAACACCAAGGAGGUGGUGGUGAGCGACGUAACGGAGACAACGACCACGAAGGCCUUUUUCGCCAAGAGAGAAGCUCAGCUGGAAGAGCCCUGGGUAUGUUGGCGCUGA